UUAGUAUUAAAAAAACUUAAAACAAUAAAGAACUUAAAAUGCCACGCUGGCAUUUAGUAUUAUUCAGUAUAUUCCUGAUCAUUGCGAUUAGCUUAGCUUCAAAGCCUUCAGAAACUGAUAGCUCUUUUCAAUCAAGCAGUUCUUCAAACUCAAAAAGCUCAUCUGACUCGAAUUCUCAAAAUUCAACCUGCUAUCUACCAAACUGCAGAAAAUGUGACAUCCUAGAUCUUGAGAGCUGCACCUGCACUCCAGUAUUCGUAAAAUGUGCUAAAGGAUUUACGUUUGAUGAAGAAAGUUGCAAUUGCAUUGAAUCAGGUCCAGAUUCAUCUUUAUGUCCAGAUUUGAAAUGUCCAGAAGGUCAACACAUCAAUGAAGCUCGUUGUGAAUGUACAGACAAAAUUUGUCAAACUUUUGUUCCAUGUCCGUCAAAUACGAUACUGGACUUGGAGACAUGCGAAUGUAUUUGCAAUCUUGAUCCAAACUUAUGUCCGGAUUACUAUAUCUUUGACGAGUUUAAUUGUUUAUGUCGACAUCCAGUUUGUGACCCACCUGGCCCUUGUCCUGGAAGUUCUGUUUGGGAUACAGAGCUUUGUCAAUGUAAAUGUACCCAGAAAGAUUGUGAAAAAGACUUCAUUUUUGAUGUAGCUGGAUGCGACUGUGUAUUAAUAAAUUCAACAGAGUCUUCAGCAACUGAACAUGAUACAAAAUCAGAAUUGACAUCAUCAGAAUCACACUACAAUUGUGAUCCACCAAGUCUAUGUCCAGGCUUAUCAUCAUGGAAUAAACAUGAUUGUGCAUGCGUUUGUGCUGUUAAAGUCAAAUGUUUUGCUGAUCAUAUAUUCAAUAAUGAAACGUGUCAAUGUGAAAACCCAAAUGGAACUUCUUCAUCCUCAGUAUUCGAAUCAUCUACUGAAAUUUCAAUUGAAUCACCAAAUGAUCCUUCAUCCUCAUGUAACAUACCCGAUUGUAAGCCUUGUGACUUCUUUGAUGCAGAAGAAUGUUAUUGCUACAAAAUUGCUAUAGACUGCAUUCCUGGAUAUUGGUUGGAUGACGAAGGAUGCAGUUGUGUGCCAAUGCCUGGUUAUAAUGAAUGUUUUGAAAUAAUUCCGUGUUUAGAAACACAAACUUGGAAUUCAGAAGCUUGCAAAUGUCAGUGCAAAGAAAAUUUUGAAUGUAAGCAGGGAUAUGUAUUCAAUGCUGAUGCAUGUUUAUGUAUUCCUGUUUACGAAUCAGAAACGUAUCCAUCACAAUCGUGUCUUAUUGAAAGAUGUGGAUCCUGUGAGUAUUUGGAUAAAAACAUCUGUCAAUGCAUCAAGUAUGAAGUGAGUUGUGAAUAUGGCUUUGGACUUAAUUCAGAAACAUGUGCAUGUGAAGCUAUACCCGGAUUUAGUCUAUCAUCUUCUUCUGAGUCACAAUCGUGUCCUCUGAAUAGUUGUGGAUCCUGUGAGUAUUUGGAUAAAAACAUCUGUCAAUGUAUCAAGUUUGAAGUGAGUUGUGAAUAUGGCUUUGGACUCAAUUCAGAGACAUGUGCAUGUGAACCGAUACCCGAAUUAAGUCUAUCAUCUUCUUCUGAGUCACAAUCGUGUCCUCUGAAUAGUUGUGGAUCCUGUGAGUAUUUGGAUAAAAACAUCUGUCAAUGUAUCAAGUUUGAAGUGAGUUGUGAAUAUGGCUUUGGACUUAAUUCAGAAACAUGUGCAUGUGAAGCUAUACCCGGAUUUAGUCUAUCAUCUUCUUCUGAGUCACAAUCGUGUCCUCUGAAUAGUUGUGGAUCCUGUGAGUAUUUGGAUAAAAACAUCUGUCAAUGCAUCAAGUUUGAAGUGAGUUGUGAAUAUGGUUAUCGACCUAAUGAAGAAGGGUGUUAUUGUGAACCGAUACCUGGAUUCAGUUCUCCAUCAGAAUAUGAUUCAUCAAUGCAGUCUUCUUUGUCGGAAUCAUCUUCGUGUUCUAUCCCUGACUGUAGAUGGUGUGACCAUUUAGACUUAGACAACUGUGUUUGCAAUAGAAGAAUGUUUGAAUGUCCUUAUAAUUAUCAUAUCAGCGACGAUGGAUGUUCAUGCGUAUCAAACGAAAGUGUAAGUUUCCCAACAUCUCCUUCUUCUUCUUAUUCUUGUGAGCAAUAUACUUCAUGUCCAGAAAAAACUACUUGGAAUCGAGAAACGUGUGAAUGUCAAUGCAUUGAGAAUAUUCUUUGUAUUCAAAAUUAUACUUUUAAUCCAACGACAUGUGAAUGUGAACCGACUUUUGAAGGAUCCACAAAACCUUCAUUUAAUUCUGCAUCUUUAAUAUCAUCAUGCUCCUCCAAUCCUGAUUGCAGAUGGUGUGAUUAUAUGGAUGUCUCGACCUGUGAAUGCUAUAAAAUUGCCAUUGACUGCACAAUCGGAUAUGAAUUGAGUUCAGAUGAAUGUUCUUGCAUCCCGAUUUCUGGAUUUAGUUAUCCAUCAUUUGAGGAACCAUCUAGUGAAAGUUCUGGUCCUAUACCUACAUUCCCAUGCUUACCUACUUCACCUUGUCCAGACAAACAUUUCUGGAAUCAAAAAACUUGCUCGUGUGAAUGCCGUGAGCAAAUAGAAUGCAGCUCUAAUUAUGAGUUGAGUUUAAGAACGUGUAAAUGUGAACCGAUCAUCGAAACAACCCAAUCUUCAGAAUCGUCAUCAGUUUCUGAUAGUUCAUGUUUUAUUCCAGACUGUAGAUGGUGUGACUUCUUAGAUUAUGACAAUUGCGAAUGCCACAGAAUUGAGUUCGAAUGCUUGGAAGGCUUUCAAAAAAGUAAAGAUGGUUGUAGCUGCUUUUCUAUUUCGAAUGGGAAUUUAACACUUCCACCAUCAGUGCAGAGUUCAUCACCUUGUUUCAUUGAGUCGUGUCGAUGGUGCGAUAUAAUAAACAUUGAUAACUGCACAUGUCAGAGAGCUUUUAUAGAUUGUGCAUCGGGUUUUGAACUAAGUUCUGAUGGAUGCAGUUGCAUCAAAUCCUCUGAAAAUUCAAGCAGUUCUUCAGCUGCUGUAUCAAAUAAUUCAUCCAGUUCCUCAUCAUUUUCAAAUAGUUCAUCAUCAUGCUCUUUACCAUUUUGCAGAUCGUGUGAUGUUUUAGAUACUGAAAAUUGUGUCUGUCAUACAAUAGUCAUUGAUUGUGCUGAAGGAUUUAAAUUAAGCGACGAUGGAUGCAGUUGCGAAUGGGUUGGACUUUCAUCUUCCUCAGAAUCAGUCAGUUCAACAUCUGAUGCAUGUGGAUCAAGUCCUCCUCCAUAUUGUAGAUGGUGUGAUCAUUAUGAUGCUGAAAGUUGUAUAUGUCAUAUGAGAUAUGUGGACUGUGGUUGGGGUUAUGAUCUUAGCCCAGAUGGAUGUACUUGUAUUGAAUCAAAUAAUACAAGUUCUUCUGAUUCCAUCAGUUCUUCAAGUUCUAGUGAUGUUACUUCAGAAACUAGAUCAAUGAAUUCACCAAGUCCAAUUCCUUGCUCACUUCCAUCUUGUAGGUCGUGUGAUAUCCUUGAUACUGAAAACUGUAUGUGUCACAAAAGAGUUGUUGAUUGCUUCCAAGGAUAUGAACUUAGUGAAGAUGGUUGUGAAUGUGUAAAGUCAACUUCGACAUCCGAAAAUUGUCCUGGCAUUUAUUGCAACAAAGGAACUUAUAUUGAUGCAAAUACCUGUCAGUGCAUGAAUGAUGCAUGCAAAGUUAAAGAUCCAUGCCCAGAUAAUUUAUCUAUGGAUGCACAGACAUGUGAAUGCUAUUGUCAUCUCAACCCUACAGACUGUUCCUUUCCGUACACAUUUGAUUAUGCAAACUGCAAAUGUCGUCAUCCUCCAUGUGAUCCACCUGGUCCAUGUCCAAAUAAACUUUCAUGGGAUCCAGAGAACUGCAAAUGUCGAUGCAUUCAAAACAAAGCAUGUGAUGCAAAUUUUAUUUUUGACUCUGAUUCUUGUGACUGCGUUUGCGAUCCAAAAAUGAUGAAUACAACUUGUCCAUCAGGAUCUGUCUAUGACUCUUUGCUUUGUGACUGUAUUGAAGAAAUUGAUUGCUAUGAUAUGAAUGAUCCAGCUUGUGCUUGUGAGUGUGAGGAAGUUUUAGAUUGUCCACCAGGCAAAGAAUUUGAUUUGGAUUACUGUGAAUGCUUAUGUCCAUAUUAUGAAGAAGAUCCAUGUGAAGAUGGCUUUAUGACUAGCGAUGAUACAUGCGAAUGUAUUAAAAAUCCAUAUCAUGAAAAAUAAUUGUUCAUUUUUAAAAGUUUUCCAAUUUUUUGACUAAUAAAUAUCCGUAAAUUGUACACUAGUAC
Molecule: messenger RNA, 4267 nt
Organism: Chironomus riparius
Lineage: Eukaryota; Metazoa; Arthropoda; Insecta; Diptera; Chironomidae
Source: the annotation of a GenBank genome assembly